AUGGAGCCCUCCAAUCAGCGCGUCCCGUGGGGCAGUAAGCGCGUUCCCGGCAGCCGCCAGUCGCCCGCCAAGAAUACCCGCGCCGUCCAUCGCCCAUCAUCGGCGCCGCAAGCUUCCCCGUCCAAGGCCGCUGCUACUGCUCAUCGUCAGUCGCAGGAUCUCCGCCAGGGUGCAGUUCGCGGCACGCGCAGUAUAUCCAAUCAGGAGAUUGUCUCUGCCUUUGAUUGGGAGGCCUUGACCCUGGAGAAAGCCAAAGACUCGGUUGCAAUCCCGGCCAAGGGUAAAAAGAAGACGCAGCCGAAGAAGCAAGGCAAGGCAUUUCCUCCUGGAGAGCCGCCCCAGUCGUCUUCCAGGAUGUCGCGCAACCGCCCCAGGGGCCCUCCCAUGCCCAGGGAUAAUGGCCUGGCUGCCAAUGAAGAAACAGACAUGUGGAACAAGAUUCUACAAGAUCUGCGCAAGGCCAAGGAGAAGAACGAUAAGCAAAAGCUCAUCGGGGACCAGAUCCACGUACUGAACGAGAAGAUUGGGAAGGACGGUGGGAAGCCUACGCUCAGCGAGCAUAACCAACUGGAUGCUCUCUACCGUCAGAUGGCCAAGCUCUGCGAAGAUGAACGAGCCAUCCUCCAGGAUGAACCGAGCGACGUGAUCAAAAAUCUGGGACUUUUGACCGCUCUCCGUCAAGCUUCCGAAAUGGAAGCACCGCUCAAUCGCGCUUCUGCUCUGGGCAAGUCCCGCAAGAAGAGGAACGAUGUCGAUGGAUCGGCCACCGAUUCGCCUGGCCCGUCCGGUCCGUCUUUUUCAGAUAAGGCGAACCGCAAGGGCGGUGUCCAGCGCAGUACCAGCGUCUCGAGCGCGCAGGCCCGGGACGGCCGAGAAAGUCGAGAGAGCGUGCACGUCAAAGUCGAAGAAGGAGCAGAGAGUACCAAGGGCAUGGUGGCCGAGCGCACGGGGCAGUUGACCAUGGGCGCCGAAGUUGUCUUCAAACAUAACAAAAACAAACAAGGUGUGGAAGGCGAGGGCAUCCAGUGCAUUAUCAAGUCUAUCACGGGCGAGGGAAAUAAGAAACGGUAUGACGUUCAGGAUCCCGAGCCGAAUGAGAACGGCGAGCAGGGCGCUGUCUACAAAACUACAGCCGUCUCACUGAUCCCCAUUCCGAGAGUCGGGACGGCGUUGCCCUCCUUCAGCGUGGGCAAGCAGGUCCUGGCGCGGUACCCUGAUACGACCACGUUCUACCGUGCGGAAGUCAUGGGAUCCAGGAAGGAUACCUACCGUCUUAAGUUCGAAGGCGAGGAAGACGACAAGGAAAUGGAAGUCGACCGUCGGUUUGUCCUCGACAUCCCCGGUAAAUGA
Aspergillus affinis is the source of this 1350-nucleotide messenger RNA. Its product is annotated as SAGA-associated factor 29 family protein. Lineage: Eukaryota; Fungi; Ascomycota; Eurotiomycetes; Eurotiales; Aspergillaceae. The transcript has 3 exons. The coding region runs from base 1 to 1350 and encodes 449 amino acids. Gene Ontology annotation, cellular component: SAGA complex. The record is from RefSeq and is a predicted model, not a curated record.